This is a messenger RNA of Caenorhabditis remanei, 333 nucleotides long. RefSeq lists its product as uncharacterized. NCBI's taxonomy places the organism in Eukaryota, Metazoa, Nematoda, Chromadorea, Rhabditida, Rhabditidae. The record is from RefSeq and is a predicted model, not a curated record. The transcript is spliced from 3 exons. Bases 1 to 333 code for a protein of 110 amino acids.
AUGAAGAGCGUCUUUCUUUUCUUGGCGAUUCUUGUUGUUGCCACAACUGGAGAGUACCUUCAGUUGUAUACUGAAUCGGACGAUGAGCCGUUCACUGCAACAUCGAACUUCUCGAUUCCGAAGUUUGAAAGCGUCAUGAAUCAUAGAAGCUACGCCUAUGUUUCCGCUGGUCUGAUCAUUCUGCUGUUUGUUGGACUCAUCUAUUGCCAUAUCCUCUCCGUCCGCAAGACACGCCUUCUGGAGCAGUAUGAGCAACGAAGCACGCUUCCCGAGUGGUCUCCACUCCUCAACAAAAACAUUCGUCCACCGCCGCCGUAUGAGCAAGUUGUCUGA